UCCGCGCUGCCCUGCUAAGUGUUCACUUCGUGUAGUCAUGGUUGUGUGCUGAAAACGAGAUCGCAACAAUAUGACGGUAACGCUCCUAGUCACCAUCGUCACCCUCCUAACAGGAGCGCUUGGCCUGAAAAACGUUUCACUUGUUAUUCUACCUCAAGCAGUGGAACGAGGCCUAGAAGCAACUUUGUUGUGCCAGUACGACUUAGAAGGAGAACCAUUGUACGCGGUCAAGUGGUACAGGGGGGUUCGGGAAUUUUACAGGUAUUCGCCCAACGACAACCCCCCGUCAAAGAUUUUCCCCUACGACGGCAUCAACGUCGACGUGUCAAUGUCGAAUGCUAGCCAAGUCGUACUCAGCAAAGUCGGAUUCAACCUUUCCGGCAACCUCAGCUGCGAAGUAACCACGGAUUCACCUUUUUUCAAAACAGCGAUGGUGUCAAACGAGCUCAUGGUCAUCGAACUACCAAAACGACCCCCGUCCAUUUUAACAGAAAAAGAAAGGUACGACGUUGGAGACAUGAUGAGGGGUAAUUGUACGUCAUCCCCUUCAAAACCGCCAGCGAUUUUGAACGUCUACAUAAAUAACAUCGCAGUCAGUCAAACCACCACGCGGUACUACAACUCAGGCAACGGCCUCCAGUACUCUGUUCUUAACCUGCAGGUGAGGAUCGAACCGGCACACAUGGGUACAAAUGGCCAAUUAAACAUCAGGUGUACGGCACUUGUCGCUACCCAGUAUUCAAAAGCAGCAGAUCUCGUCCUCGGUCCCAGGACAUCCGAGCCAGUUCCGGAAAGAGUUACUUCCCCCAGCGAGAGUACGAGGAUGCUCCCGUGCCAACUUAUACUCAUGGUGCUAACACCAUUUCUUCUGAGGUAGUACAGCAGUCCUCGUUGAAGUAAUACUCCGCCUGUUAUUUUCCGGUUCAGUUGUGCACACAGUAUGUGUUAUUAGACAGGAUGGCGAAAUUGUUUGCAAGUGCCAGACGGAAGCAGGGUAUCCCUGCUGAAGCCGGUCAUACCUUGGGAUAUGACUGGAAACAUUGUUAAGAAACCGUACAUGUAAUUUUUGUAUAGUCCUGUAUUUUAUACUAUAAUGUACUAGAGCAAGUUGUACAUAUUGCUGUAUGUAGUUCAUAUAGCUCUUGUUCCUUUUAUCGUCCCGUCAGGCGGGCAACUCCGGUGGAAAAUCUAUAGGGAUGAAAAAAUUAGAAUUUAUUGAACCAUGUAUAAAAUUUAGGACCCGACGGUGAUUAGGACUGACGCCGCCGUCAAACUGAUCGUCGCCAUUUUGGUGCCCAGUUGUGGAUAAAUCAUUUUAGCUAAAUGGCUAGUCAUUAAAAUUUUACCAAAUGUUUUAUACCCACUUUUGCAUUUAUUUUACAUUAAGGCUUAACACAUAAACCCACAUAAUUGUUUAACUUUUGU
Cimex lectularius (bed bug) is the source of this 1425-nucleotide messenger RNA. RefSeq lists its product as uncharacterized. Bases 71 to 877 code for a protein of 268 amino acids. The transcript is spliced from 6 exons. Lineage: Eukaryota; Metazoa; Arthropoda; Insecta; Hemiptera; Cimicidae. The record is from RefSeq and is a predicted model, not a curated record.